AAAAGAUGGCGUAACGGCUCGGACCGCCACCAAUUGCUUGGCGUCCUCAGUUCCACGCCACGAAUCACAUUCCUUCCCUCUCUCCUUCUCUCCCCUUUCCCAUGCAGAAGUCAGAAGAUGAUGCAAAAUCCAAUUUUUACUCGAAUUUAUACUUUUUUAUUUGAUUAAUUAGACCGACCCAGAAUUUUCUUCCUUUCUCAAGUGUUGAAUUCCUUCUCAAAGUUCCAAUUUUUCCGGUUCCGAUUUCAAUGUCCAAGAAUUUUGGGAUGAGCUGAACGGGAAUCAAUCAAACCCUGGAAGCAAUCAGCCAAUCGGCAAGGGGGGCAACGCAUAGAUGGUGGGUAGCAGACAAGGCGUGCCCUCUUGGGUGAGCGCAGCUGCCGCCACAAGAGUCGACUUCGAGGCCAACGUGUCCUCCUCCUCCUCCUCUUCUGCUUCUGCUUCUGCUUCCUCAUCGUCAGACAACAACAUGUUCAGGGGAGAGUCUCCUCAGGAACAGCAGCAGCAGCAGCUUCAACAGUAUCGUCUGGCUGAUUUUAAUUUGGGGUUCGGGGAGAGGGCCCUCUCUGCCGCCGGUGCUGCCGUCCUGUCCGCCAUCAUCGUCAACCCUCUCGAUGUCGCCAAGACAAGGUUGCAAGCUCAGGCUGCUGGGGUCCCUUACAGAGGUCUUUGUUGUCCAGCCCCCUUUGACACCAGCAUGAUGCUUCCUGAUUUGAGAAGUGACCAAUUGAGGGCCCGUGCUGUUCUUGGCGCUGAAUGUGGAUGCCCUCCAGAGUGCAAUCAGUAUAAGGGAACACUGGAUGUGUUCUACAAAGUCGUUCGCCAGGAAGGGUUUGCCAGACUGUGGAGAGGCACGUAUGCGAGCUUGGCUUUGGCGGUCCCGACUGUGGGAAUCUAUUUGCCUUGCUAUGACAUCUUCCGGAAUUUGAUGGAAGAUUUUACGGCACAGAACUCUCCAAGCUUGACGCCAUAUGUCCCUCUAGCUGCGGGCUCUAUAGCACGCUCGCUAGCUUGUGUAUCUUGUUACCCUGUGGAGCUUGCAAGAACACGCAUGCAGGCAUUUAAAGAAAUGAAAAAUGGGCCAAAACCUCCAGGAGUGUGGAAGACAUUGCUUGAGGUCACUAAACCUGUGAAAAGCCUAAACAGCCCUCAAAAUUUUCUAUACUACCGGAUCCUGUGGACUGGUCUUGGAGCUCAAUUGGCUCGUGAUGUGCCAUUCUCUGCAAUAUGCUGGUCCACUCUUGAGCCGAUCAGGCGGAAACUUUUCAGUGUAUUUGGAGAUGCAGCCAGUGCAGCUAGUGUUUUUGGGGUGAAUUUCUCGGCGGGUGUUGUAGCAGGAAUGCUUGCUGCUGCUGCUACUUGUCCGCUGGAUGUUGCCAAGACGAGGCGGCAGAUAGAGAAGGAUCCUGAGAGGGCACUAUCAAUGACGACUAGGCAGACCUUGGCCGAAAUAUGGAGGGAUGGAGGAGUGAAGGGGCUAUUUGCGGGACUAAGCCCUCGUGUUGGUCGUGCUGGACCUUCUGUUGGGAUAGUGGUGUCCUUUUACGAAGUCGUGAAAUACGCUUUGCAUCAGAGACACAUCACUGGUGAUGGAAAGGGAUGAUAAUCAGUGUUUCAGUGAUGCGCCAGUUUGGGUUCUCAGAGUUUUGCUUGCUUGUCUAACGGCGUAAAAAUAAUGUUGACACAAAAAGUUUCAUACAUAGUGCAUGGAUAUUCUAACCUGCAGGUUUCAAUCGCAUCUGCUUGGGAGAUCAACUGUACAUUUAUGGAUGUAAUGUGAAAGGCCGAGAGCAAGACCAUUUCUUUUGUUCUUUCUUAAUUCUUUGGUUUAAUAGCUCAGAAAUGCCGGAAUGUGGCAGAGCUUCACAAUUGAUACGAGAAAAUAAUAGGAGCGCACUUUACCAUUUUACAGCAGCUUA
Messenger RNA from Punica granatum (pomegranate), 1919 nucleotides. The record is from RefSeq and is a predicted model, not a curated record. Lineage: Eukaryota; Viridiplantae; Streptophyta; Magnoliopsida; Myrtales; Lythraceae.